CGUCACUGAUGGGAGCUUUGUUUUCUGCUUGUCUUUCCCCCAAGGAGAUGAUAGAAAGUGACAUCUCAUCCAUGAUGUCAGGAAUUAUUCGAAACUCAGGGCAAAAUCACCACCCCUCUCCGCAGGAGUACAGGCUCCUGGCCACCACCACCAGCGAUGAUGACCUGCCCGGGGACCUGCAGUCGUUGUCCUGGCUCACGGCGGUGGACGUGCCACGGCUGCAGCAGAUGGCGAGUGGCCGUGUGGACCUGGGGGGUCCCAGUACACCACACCCACACCCAGGUGCCUUGGCCAGAGCGGCUGACCUGCAUGUGGGAGCCACGCCGGGUGCACUGCUCCACGGCCCAGCCGGCAUGGCCCCCCCGGGCCUGCUAGGCCUGGGCCCCCUAGCCAAUCACGGAGCCAGCAUGAACCAGAUCCCCGUGGGGGGCCAGCCCUCAUCGGGCCUGCAGGACCCACGACAGCUGUAUUCACCUGCCUCCCAAACACAGUUACCGCUCCCCCCAGGUGGCCAGCAGUGCCCGCCUGUGGGCCUGUAUGGCUCCCCGUUUGGAGCACGGCCUCCCUACCCCCAGCCCCGCAUGGCUGUGCACUCAUCUCAGGAACUGCACCCCAAACACUACCCCAAGCCCAUCUACUCAUACAGCUGUCUGAUCGCCAUGGCCCUGAAGAACAGCAAGACAGGCAGCCUGCCUGUGAGUGAGAUCUACAGCUUCAUGAAGGAGCACUUCCCCUAUUUCAAGACGGCUCCCGACGGCUGGAAGAACUCCGUGCGGCACAACCUGUCGCUGAACAAGUGCUUCGAGAAGGUGGAGAAUAAGAUGAGUGGCUCCUCGCGCAAGGGCUGCCUCUGGGCCCUGAACGUGGCCCGCAUCGACAAGAUGGAGGAGGAGAUGCACAAGUGGAAGAGAAAGGAUCUUGCCGCCAUCCACCGGAGCAUGGCCAACCCCGAGGAGCUGGACAAGCUGAUCUCGGACCGGCCAGAGAGCUGCAGGCGGCCUGGCAACCCCGAGACCCCUGUGCUGACUCAUGCCACCACAGUAGCCAUGGCCCAUGGCUGCCUGGCUGUCUCCCAACUUCCACCCCAGCCACUGAUGACUCUGUCCCUGCAGUCAGUCCCCCUGCACCACCAGGUCCAGGCCCAGGCGCAUCUGGCCCCAGACUCUCCCGCCCCGGCCCAGACCCCACCCCUGCAUGCCCUGCCAGAACUGAGCCCCAGCCCCCUGCCCCACCCUGCCAUGGGAAGGGCCCCUGUGGACUUCAGCAACAUCGGCAGCGACAUGAGCACUGAGGUGGACUCCCUGGACCCCAGCAUCAUGGACUUUGCUCUUCAGGGGAACCUCUGGGAGGAGAUGAAGGACGGGGCCUUCAGCCUGGACGCGCUUGGCGCCUUCGGAGACUCGCCCCUGGGCUGUGAGCUGGGGGCGGCGGGCCUGACCCCCGCCUCUGGUGGCAGCGACCAGUCCUUCCCAGACUUGCAGGUGACGGGUCUCUAUGCCACGUACUCAACCCCAGAUGGUGUGGCCACAUCAGCCACCUCCUCCUCCUCCCAGUACCUGGGCGCCCCAGGGAACAAGCCCAUCGCCCUGCUCUGA
Messenger RNA from Nyctereutes procyonoides (raccoon dog), 1595 nucleotides. RefSeq names its product forkhead box N4 (gene FOXN4). Gene Ontology annotation, biological process: regulation of DNA-templated transcription. The transcript has 9 exons. Gene Ontology annotation, cellular component: nucleus. The record is from RefSeq and is a predicted model, not a curated record. Gene Ontology annotation, molecular function: DNA-binding transcription factor activity; cis-regulatory region sequence-specific DNA binding. The coding region runs from base 9 to 1595 and encodes 528 amino acids. Lineage: Eukaryota; Metazoa; Chordata; Mammalia; Carnivora; Canidae.